Molecule: messenger RNA, 3451 nt
Organism: Cyclopterus lumpus (lumpfish)
Lineage: Eukaryota; Metazoa; Chordata; Actinopteri; Perciformes; Cyclopteridae
Gene: mapk8a
Product: mitogen-activated protein kinase 8a
Exons: 12
Coding region: 201-1409 (402 amino acids)
Biological process (GO): JNK cascade; protein phosphorylation
Cellular component (GO): nucleus; cytoplasm
Molecular function (GO): ATP binding; JUN kinase activity
Source: RefSeq, a predicted model, not a curated record
GUGGAUGAGUGACGUACUGCUGGGACGCAUGCCCCGUGCGCACUGCGCGUCCUGGCCUGUCAGUAGUAGCCAGAUGGAAACAUAGGCAAGUGAAUUCGGUGAGGUCAUGUAUUUUUAAGCCGCACAACGGAAUAAAUCAUCCUUUACCGGCGACACAGACAAACACGAUCACCGCCGAUCGGACCGAUAGUAAUCAUUUGAUGACAGAGAGGACAUUUUUGGAUGCACAGAAAGCUGUAAUUGAAGAUUUCGCCAUGAACAAAAACAAAAAAGAAAGAGAGUUCUACAGCCUAGAUGUUGGGGACUCAACGUUCACAGUACUGAAGCGAUACCAGAAUCUAAGACCCAUCGGCUCAGGAGCUCAGGGAAUCGUCUGCUCUGCUUAUGACCAAAACCUUGAACGAAAUGUUGCCAUCAAGAAGCUGAGUCGGCCGUUUCAGAAUCAAACCCAUGCCAAGAGGGCGUACAGAGAGCUAGUCCUAAUGAAAUGUGUCAAUCACAAAAAUAUCAUUGGCCUAUUGAACGUAUUCACACCACAAAAAUCAUUAGAGGAAUUCCAAGAUGUAUACUUGGUGAUGGAGCUGAUGGAUGCCAACCUGUGCCAGGUCAUUCAGAUGGAGCUGGACCAUGAGAGGCUGUCCUAUCUGCUAUAUCAGACGUUGUGUGGUAUCAAACACCUCCACGCUGCUGGCAUCAUUCACAGGGACCUCAAGCCUAGUAACAUAGUUGUCAAGUCAGAUUGUACACUGAAGAUUCUGGACUUCGGCUUGGCUCGGACGGCUGCCACGGGCCUCCUGAUGACACCGUAUGUGGUUACACGCUACUACAGAGCACCAGAGGUCAUCCUGGGGAUGGGCUACCAAGCCAAUGUGGACAUAUGGUCUGUGGGCUGCAUACUGGCAGAAAUGGUUCGCCAUAAAAUCCUCUUCCCAGGAAGGGACUACAUUGACCAGUGGAACAAGGUAAUUGAGCAGCUAGGCACUCCAACUCAGGAUUUUCUAAUGAAGCUGAACCAGUCAGUGAGAACGUAUGUCGAAAACAGGCCACGCUAUGCUGGGUACAGCUUUGAGAAACUCUUCCCAGAUGUGCUCUUCCCUGCCGACUCUGACCACAACAAACUGAAAGCGAGCCAAGCUAGAGAUCUCUUAUCCAAGAUGUUAGUGAUUGAUGCCUCCAAACGCAUCUCUGUAGAUGAGGCCCUGCAGCACCCCUAUAUUAACGUUUGGUACGACCCAGCUGAAGUCGAAGCACCCCCUCCAAGGAUCCUAGAAAAACAGCUGGAUGAGAGGGAGCAUACCGUGGAAGAGUGGAAAGUGCUAAUUUAUAAGGAAGUCAGUGACUGGGAGGAGUGGACAAGAAAUGGUGUGAUAAGAGGCCAGCCACCUCCUUUAGCACAGGUGCAGCAGUGAUCGACAGCCCCCCUCAGCCCACGUCCUCCUCCUCUUCUUCGGCCAACGACGUCUCGUCCAUGUCCACAGAGCCCACUGACCCGAGCAGUGACCCCACCAUGACCUCUGAAACAGACAGCAACUUGGACAGCCACACCUCUCUGGGUGCACUGGCCUGCUGCAGAUAACGCACACAUACAAUACAUGUACACACACCUGCACACAAAAAGCAAACCUCUCCUCAUCAGUGUGUUUGAUGGGAGAGGAUUUAGGCCAAUGGAACUUCUCAUGUUAGUUUGUAGAGCUGCGCUUUUAAUGUACAGUUUGUUUUUAUUUUCCCUCCCCUUAUUCUGCUAUAAAUUAUUGUGUUUGAAAUUGUAUCAUUAUUACUGUAUUUUUUCAGCGAAGAAUCAGAGUAUGUUUUGAUGUGAAUCUGUGAUGAGAGAGUGGUAUGAGUGUACUUUACACAUUGCUGUUUUUAGCUGCUGCAACACAGUCGAUUACCACACUGUUAGCAUUGCAAUAUUAUGUUGACUAUAUUUUGUAAGUCUUCAUUUGGCAUUUUCUUUAUUGUUUUUGGGACAUUUGGAUGAAUCUAAACCAAUUCUCUUUUUAACAGUCGACGAUAGCGCACUUCAUCUUGGAUCUGAUUGCACUGAUUUUAUUUUAUUUUGAUAUUGUUCCUCAUCUUUCUUGUAGAAAGCGUCCUUUGUUGUAUCAAAGUUAACCUACUUCUUAGUAUUAUGUCACUUCUUGAUUGUGUGCAUCUUGACAAGCAGUCAAAUGAUCUAUUGCAUUGACACAGAAUUUCUUUUUUACUCUAGCAUACUGUUAACUGACUGUGUUUGAACUUGUUUAGAUACUUAGAUGUAGUUUGUAGGCGAUGGUCUGUUGGAUGAGGAAGAACAGGGUGAAUGUAAGUGAAUAGAAAUAUGGCGUAGUAAGGAGCCAGUGAUAACUGUUAGCACUGUAACAUUUUAAUAUAGGCCACUCCACUGGCUAGAAUGAGUUCUGUAUUUGGGGAUUGUCACCAGAGACUAAGUCUAAAUUAGUCGCUUCACCCUUUUGACAGGUUCUUUCAGACAUUAUUUACAGCUGUCUGAUAUUUCACAUUUAAUUUAAGUGCCCUUACUCGGUUCAAUAAUUUCCAGUCCUCUUUGUUGCAGAUGCUCCUCUCUUCUGUAAAGCGUCUUUCUGAGUUCUACCUCACACAUGUACACACACACACACACACACAUACACGUUUUUUGAAGAUACAGUACGCAUAUCAUGGCACACAUCAUUCAUAAGAAAUGCGAAAAAAAGACUUUCUUUUUCUGUAUUUGCUUUAUUUAUUUAUUUAUUUAUUUAUUUAUUUGUUUCAAGCUAGGAGGCAUCUAUUGUAUGUAAUGUACAUUUCAUUCAGAAGUACUAUUUAUAUGCAUUUUGUUUAAUUUUUUGUUUAUUUUCUGUGCAAUAUAAUUCAUAGAUUACUAUAGUCAGUGAUUGAUCUGUACAUUUUUACUGUAGAUGAAUGUUUUCUGAGAGUCAGGAAACAGUCAUUUGCUACCUGCCAUGGUACCCUUUGGAUGUAUUUGAUGGCUCAAAUUCCCAACCUGUCCCUUUGCCCUUUUCAUGGUUGGGCACUCCAGGCAGUAACCCCUAGCAUCAGAUCCCAGAAUGCACUUUGGGGAUUGUGACGCAUGUCCUGACCCGUUUUGGGCCACAAUGUCAACUGACUGUUCCUCUUUUUGUCGUUUUCCUCUCUUCCAUCUCCUCAAAAAGAGAUAAGAUAGAAUAGACUACGCAUGAGUUUUCUCUGAGCAAAUCUGGUUUUAGUGCAGGUACAUUUAGAGGAAAGAUGGGAAGGCCAUCCAGCACUGCUGGGAUGAUGCUGCAAUCUUCUAAUGGUCUGGCCAAACACUGUCAGCAAAGAGUUACCUGUUGUGGCGUGUUUUGAUCGGGCCAGUUGUGUAAUGUUCAGCUAUGGAUCUGAAAUGGCCUUUCUUAACAGACCAAUUAUAUACAUCAAAAAUGGAAACUGUCUACAUUCAACUCCAGCAAAUAAAACAGUAGAAUUUGAA